This is a messenger RNA of Cavenderia fasciculata, 1305 nucleotides long. RefSeq lists its product as uncharacterized. Gene Ontology annotation, molecular function: G-protein alpha-subunit binding; guanyl-nucleotide exchange factor activity. The transcript has 4 exons. Gene Ontology annotation, biological process: G protein-coupled receptor signaling pathway. The coding region runs from base 1 to 1305 and encodes 434 amino acids. The record is from RefSeq and is a predicted model, not a curated record. Gene Ontology annotation, cellular component: cytoplasm. Lineage: Eukaryota; Evosea; Eumycetozoa; Acytosteliales; Cavenderiaceae.
AUGGAUAAAUUUAAUAGUUUAUAUCAACAAUCUAAAGAAACAGAGUCAACAUGGAUCAAUAGUUUAAAGAGUUUUAAUGAUAUUCAUGCUGAUGAUAGAGCAUUCGAAAAGAUCUAUGGCAAUGAUAACAAAUUUAAAUUUGAUAGUAAUUUAUUUGAUAUACUAAAGAGAGAAUUGGAUGGUCAAGUACAAAUAUCAGAUAAACCAUCAUCAGCUGCGAUCUAUCAAACUCUUGUAGCUCUUAGAAUAUCUUUACGUGAACAAAUUCCUCAAGAAGAAUCACUUUUAAUUCAAAAUAUAGGAAACUUUUUUAAACUUGGUAAUAUUGGAGAGAAUGAAAAGACAAAUAUUUAUUCAGAUGAGAUUAGAGAGGAAGCUUUAAAAUCUUUACUCAAUUGUACAACUAGAAACAAACGACUACAAGCCACCUUUGACACUGAAAUGAAUGGACCACACCUUUUGACCAAAGAAUUGAUCAAUGGUUUGGAUGACAAGGUUGCACUUCCAAUCUAUAAGAUUCUCAUUCAUCGUUGUACACUACCAGAGACACGUGCAAUUGUUUGUCAAGCUGGUAUUAUGGAUCACCUUAUCAACCAACUAGAAGUUCGUACCACAGGUGCCAACUUUGACCCAUCUACCAUUUUGGGUGAUUUAUUCCGUCUCACCUUUACCGCUACCAUGCAUCUCGGUCAAUUGGACAAGUCUGGUGGCAAAACAACCGAUCCCUCUGACAAGGAGAUUGAACAAUGUCGUAAAUUCUUCCCAAUCUACAAGCGCAUAUUUACCUAUCAUUGUGAUCGUGACCAUCCAAUGUAUGCAAUUAAAAUGGCCGUCAUCUCUGCUCUUCUCAAUACUCCAAAACAAUUAUUGGAAGAAUUAUUAGAUGAAGUUGAUCUAUCUUAUUUAGAAGAUAUAUUAAAAUCUCAAUCUUAUUUUGCUGACAAACCAGAAGGACCAGGAGAAUUAAUUCCAAUUUUAAUGUUAUUAACAAAUAUUACACAAUAUAUUAAAGCAACUCGUGAUAGAUUAUUUGUUUAUACUUUUCCAGAGGAAUUAACAAAGGUCACAGAUGAAGCUGUUGGUAUUACAAUAGAGACACCAAAGGCUGCACUUCAACAUGAUACAGUUAGUUCAAAAUUAAUUCCAUUAAUGACAGCAUCGGAUAUUGGAUUAAAACAUUUUGUAUCUGAAUUUUUCUAUUAUAUUUGUGAUGAAGAUCCAAAUGAAAUUUGUAGAGUAACUGGUUAUGGUAAUGCUGCUGGUUUAUUAGCAAUGAAAGGUUUAUUAAGUUUAGGUGGUCAAUAA